Messenger RNA from Anoplopoma fimbria (sablefish), 2233 nucleotides. RefSeq names its product nuclear factor, interleukin 3 regulated (gene nfil3). Gene Ontology annotation, molecular function: DNA binding; DNA-binding transcription factor activity. Gene Ontology annotation, cellular component: nucleus. Gene Ontology annotation, biological process: regulation of DNA-templated transcription; circadian rhythm; DNA-templated transcription. Bases 451 to 1827 code for a protein of 458 amino acids. The transcript has 3 exons. Lineage: Eukaryota; Metazoa; Chordata; Actinopteri; Perciformes; Anoplopomatidae. The record is from RefSeq and is a predicted model, not a curated record.
AGAUCCAUGACUCAGUAGCCACCUUGAGAGGAAAAAAGCCAAGGGAGGAGAGCCAGGUACUUCGCAACUUGUAGGAUUUCAUCGAGUUAUUUCCUCGUUAGCUGAUGGAAAACUUCACUUCUUUUCUGUGCUACAUACGCGGAGGAAAACGCAGAGCGAACCCCCCUGCCUAGUGGUGGAAAAGACAGAGAAGGGACAUGGAUCGAACAUAGGGAUGGAGGAGGAAAGGAGACCUCAGGGAGGAGUGGAGACGAGGGGAGAGGAGAGCGAGAGCAGGAGAGCGAGAGCAGGAGGGGAGGGGGAGAAAACAGGAGAGGAGAGGUGAGGAAAACAGGAGAGGAGAAGGCAGAGGAAAGUGUACAGGAGAGAUUGGCUCCACUCAAGUGGAUUAAUCCAAUGUGGCAGUUACUAUUGCUGCAUUUCAGCAUUAUGGUGCACAGCUAAAGACCUAUGAACACAUUGACAGUAGCCAACAGUGAUAAUAUGCAAUCAAUCAAGCAAGAGGUGGACUCCAUUGAGCCCUACAGUGGAGAGGAUGCCCUGGUCCUGGCUUUACAAGGGGCUAGCAGAGACAUGAUGGGCCAAAAAAUCUCUGCAAAUCCGUUCAAGGCUAAAACCUCCUGUCGCAGGAAAAGAGAGUUCAUCCCGGAGGAGAAGAAAGACAACCUUUACUGGGAGAGGCGUCGCAAGAACAACGAGGCGGCCAAGCGCUCCCGGGAGAAGCGCCGCAUAAACGACAUGGUCCUUGAGAACAAGCUGAUGGCCCUCGGAGAGGAAAACGCCUCCCUCAAGGCAGAGCUGCUGUCACUGAAGCUGAAGUUUGGCCUGGUGAGCUUGGCGGCGUACGCACAAGAAGUCAAGAAUUUAUCCAGCUCUGCCAACAUCGACCUCUACCAAGAGUAUGUUCCACCCAGGGCCGCCCAAAGUUCUUCCAGCAGGGUUUUGGAGCCUCAUCACUCGCGCAGCAGCUGCAUAUCAGUCAUCAAGCAUUCGCCUCACAUGCCCGAGACUUGUACCGCAACUCAGGGCAGCUUUAGCAUCUGUGGCACUGCAGAUGUCAAGCAGGAACCAACGGAGAACGCCAGCUAUGCACAAGAGAGAAGCAGUCCCUACGAACUCUAUAGGAACUACAUGGCGAAUCCUUCGUCUGGAGUCUUCUCCCAGCAGGCUUCAUUCCUGCAGCUCACCAGGUCGUCCAGUAACUCCCCCAGGAGCUCGGACGACAGCGCCGUAAGCAAAUCGUCAGACGGCGAGGACGAGCAACAGGUCCCCAAAGGGCCGACGCCGUCCUCGGCCGAUCCAAGAAGCGUCAUCGUCUCCACACACAAAGUGCCGGACGCCGGUUCUUCAGCUUUGCCCCAUAAACUGCGGAUCAAAGCCAGAACCGUUCAAAUCAAAGUGGAAGCCGUAGACCCUGAAUACGAGUCCCCUAGGAAGUCCUCCUCUCCCUUCAGGGGUUCAGAGGGAGGACGCUGCCAGACCGCUCUGGACUCUUACAACCAGUCCUCCCCGUGCCCUUUGUCCUUACAGGUCACCAACAUGCAAGACUGGACCCAUCAGUCUGAGCAGUGGCAUAAAAGCAGCACAGAGACACAGCAGAACGGCUACCAGAGUAGCACGAGCCCCGUCUCACAUAAAACCCUCGUUGAUGUUAAAGAACUGUCGUACGCCGGCGACUUGUUUCUACCACAGGGCCUCGCCGACCCGUCUGCUAAAGGGUUCUCCCUGAAAAGACCCAUCGCUGCACUGCAAGGGUCCGUGAUAGAGUCAACCAAAACCCCCACGCAUCAACAUGAGCCUUUAUCAAAAGGAGGUUCCUUUGCAUGACCUUUUUGUAUUAUUUUUUUUGUUGCAUUUCCACUGUAUUUGUUGUUGCACUGUGUGGUUGAUAUUGGGGUUAAACAAUGUUUAGAUUACCGCAAAAUAUCAAAUUAAUGGUGUUCAAAUAAUAGCUGUUAGAUCACAAACAAAGGCUGUUCACUAAUAUAGGCUGAUUAAAAAGGAAUUAACUGUACUGUAAUGGUUGAUAUGGUUAAUUAAGUUUCAUAUACAAUGCCACAGCACUCAUUCCAUCAGUACAACACAGUGAUGUCACACUCACCACUCUGCUCCUCAGAGUUUUUCCUCUCUAACACACAUACUGUUUUCAUUCACUAUUUGAUUCCAUUUGCUUCUGUCAUUUUUUUUAAAUAUUAAAAGCCUACCAUGGAUGAUAUCCUUUUAAUAAAUUAAA